Hydractinia symbiolongicarpus is the source of this 2977-nucleotide messenger RNA. RefSeq lists its product as uncharacterized. The transcript has 10 exons. NCBI's taxonomy places the organism in Eukaryota, Metazoa, Cnidaria, Hydrozoa, Anthoathecata, Hydractiniidae. The coding region runs from base 805 to 2229 and encodes 474 amino acids. Gene Ontology annotation, molecular function: zinc ion binding; metalloendopeptidase activity. Gene Ontology annotation, biological process: proteolysis. Gene Ontology annotation, cellular component: membrane. The record is from RefSeq and is a predicted model, not a curated record.
GUUUACCGACUUAUAUUAGGCACACUUUCCAUAUAUUAAAGGAGAAUAUGAAAUUUGAUCAUUUUUUCGUGAAAAAGACUCGGUCGAGCACCUCACGCACUUAUUCUUUUGAAAUUAAAAACAAUACAAAAUUCAAUACAUUUAAAGCGCACAGAAAUGAAGUUGUUUCUCCUUCCGUAUUCUUUCCUCCAAGAUUACAUGUACUUAUUUUCUCUAUAAGAACAAUUUGUAAAGAAUAAUAAUAAUAACGAUAAGGCUAUAAAUUUUUAACCAAUAAAAACAAAAAGCACAAUGGAAAAUAUAAAGUUGUACCAAUUUUCUCCUUGUUUCUAAAAAACAACAUAGGAAGUAUGUUUCAAGGCAAAUUCGUUAGAAUCAAUUAAUACAGUUCAAGUCUUAGAAAUUUGUAAUAAAGUGGAAAAUACCACGCCCAGUGAAAUAUUAAAAACACUGGUAUGACGAGUAUGUACAAUACAAGAGUAUAAAUGAGACAGUUAUAUUAAAGAUUACCCACAUAGUAGUAUUUUAAAAAGAAGUAAAAUCUUUAACCCGAUACCUUUGCAAUUACUAUACAAAAUUUUGAAUAGUUUAUGAUAAAAAAGUUAUUAUAUAAAAUUUAAUGAUUCAGGCAUAGUAACUUCUCAAUAAGAUACGACAACAAACAUCACAGAAAGCGCGUUGCAAAAGAGUGUAAUAAACCUAGACGAGCAGGGAGUUCCGAAGGGUAUAUGGUAUACCAAAACAGUUCCCUACAGGAUCGCACCUGAGUUCAAUGCAACAGAAAAAGCGAAAAUUGUAGCCGUCAUGGAUUCUAUUUCGAAGAAUUCUUGUGUUAAAUUUCAAGAAAUACCACAAACAGAAACUAAAACUCAUCAUAUUCGAAUCGUCUCAGGAAUUGGUUGUCACGCACAAGGUGUUGGUCGAGAUCCGUUACGCUACAAGGACUUUCAGAUAGUUUCCUUACAAAAAGAUUUAUGUUUUGAGUUGGUUCCGGGCACCAUUGCACAUGAGUUGUUCCAUAUAUUGGGAUUUACACAUGAAAUAAAGCGACCGGACCGUGACGUAUACGUGAACAUUAUGUGGGAGAAUAUAAAAGACGUGAAUAAAAAUGAAAAACAAUAUGAACGUUCAUCGCAGGAUAGCGUUGAAUUUUUUGAUGCUCCAUAUGAUUACAACUCUAUUAUGCAUUAUAAAUGGUAUUAUGGUACAAUCAGAAGUGACAAACCGACGAUUGUUCCAACUUCGUUUGACCUGCCAUACACACAGAUCGGACAUUUGGAUAAACCUACAGAAAUGGAUUAUCGCAAGUUAAAUCUCUUAUAUGACUGCAGAAACAACGACAAUCCAGUGAGCUCCUGGUCAAAAUGGGGUCCAUGUCUUGCAUGCCCUGAUCAACGUUUCAGAAGAUUUCGUCAACAGUUUUGUUCACAUGAAGAUAUCAGUAAAUGCUGGCCAGACGUUCAGAAACGGGUGAAAACCGAGUCAGAAGAUUGUGAUGUAACGCUUUCUAGGGGUGGACUUCCAAGAACCAAAAUAGGAUCGUGGAACAAAUGGACAACCUGGUCUAUUUGCGACGCAUCUCCCGGAGUAAUUUUUGAAUCACAACACAGAAGACGCGAUUGUCCGGACAAACUAAAGUGUUGGGGCUCUAAUACCCAAUCAAGACCAUGCAGAAACGAUGGAACAGUUCGAGGUCCCGAAGAUUGUACAUUUGAACAGGGCAUUUGCAAAUUCGAAGACGAAAGCACCAGUAAGAAAUACUUUUGGAACAGCAAAAUUGGUAGAGGUGAGGUUCUAAGAGACGGACCUCUAUUUGAUCAUACAACUAUGGGAGACGGGGGUUAUUUCUUAAAAGCAGUUGAUGUUAGUGGAGGAAAGAGUAAAGGGAAAGACAAAGCGAUUCUUUCACUAAAAAGGAAACCAACUCCUGGAGAAACCUGCAUGACAUUUUGGUACUACAUGACUGGAUCAGAAAACCAUUUACUGAAAGUAAAUAUCGAUUCUCUUGGUAAAAAACUUGAAACCUGUAAAACAAGCUUGGAAUUGGGAAUUCCUCCUUAUGGCAGUGAUUGGUGGAUGCCAGGACAAGUAAACUUUGAUUGCGGUACAAAUGCUCACAAGGUGACUUUCACUGCAUCAAAUGGUGGAGAUAAGUUUUCAAAUAUUGCAAUAGACGAUGUUUUUUUCUUGAAUGGUUACCGUGACAUAAAAACAGAAAAUUUACUUUGACAUUCGAGCUGUGUAAAUAUAACAAAUGUAUGUUUCUUUUCCUCGCGCAUGAAACUGCUAAACAGCUAUCUCAAAGAAUAAUGUUGUAAUCAAAUAUUUCUGCUUAGAAGACUUUUGUCAAACUAAUUAUGAAAGUUAAUGGCAAACUUCACAAAUAAUUGUGUUAAGCUAAUGGUAAAUUUCACAAAAUAACCGCGGUGCUGUUAUCUAUUUUAUUCCUGUUUUGUUUUUAAAUAAAACAAAACGUAAAAGCUGCAUCUCACUAUUACAAAGGUGACAAUAGUGAUACACCCAAUGCUGUUGUUUAUUCCACACUUAGGAAAACCAAAGUGCUGUAUGCUACUUGAUCUGUGACCACAAACUAAGCUAGGUUUUAAAAACAAUAAAAACUUAAGACGUCUAGAUGUAGCCACUAAGUUUGCGCACACAUAAAGCUGCUAAAUGGGGCGACCAGCGAUAUGUUUUUUUUUUAAAUAUUUUUUUAGGCAAACAAUUACGAAAAUGUGACGGUUCACGGUUUAUAAGCAUAUCAAAUUCAAACAGGGCCUGUCAUUAUUCUUUUUUCUUCUAUUGUUUUUCAUUUAUUUAUCUAUUUAGAUCUUGCCUUACCAACAAACAAACCAGAUUCUUAUAAAAGCGUAAUACAUUGCAACCAAAAUAAACAGGGGGCGAGUUGUUUCCGAACAAAUGUUAUUGCUAAACAAAGGAAAACGAGGGAAAUGGUUGGAUAGGGAAGCUUUAAAUAAAG